AACAAUGACGAUAUGGUCUUUGACAUCGUACGAUAUCGUCUUGCGUAUCGAUAUUUUGUUUUAACUAUAUAUAUAUAGGUUGGUAGGUAUAUAGUUUUACCAUUGAUUUAAUCAAUUUGAUUAAGGUAGGUACCCAACCCUAUUCCUUUACUCAACGGUUUUACACUAAAUUUAUGUCGCUUAUAGUGCAACGCUGUCAUUGCAUUGCAAAUAAAUACUGAUAUUAAAUAUAGAAAAUAGUAAGAAGACAAAAUCAUAGAAAAAAGUAUUAUUUUAUUAUAGCUGGUGUUGUAGGAAAUAAGUUUAAAUAUACCGCCGACGUGAUGUCGGUAAUGUAGGUAUCAUUAACAGAUAGAAAUUAAUAACAUGGCGAAGCUGAGUUCUUGUGGCUUGGGCUGGUCUAUUUGUGUCUGUUUAGUGCUGUGUUUAUCUAAUCUAUGGAUGUGGAGCUGUAUUUAAUACUUCUAAAUUAAAACUCGGCCAUCAUAAAGAACAAUCCGAAAAAAGCUGUCCGCUUUGUAGACGUUGGCGAAAUCGUCGAGUUUAGAGUUGUGAUGGAAGAGAAUGGGAACGAAGCUGCCAAUGUGAUCGGCCUAAGGCCUGCGCCUCGCUACCGUCCACGGUUCCGCGGCUGUAGAGGACGCCCGCAAUUCCCCAGAAGACCCAUAGACAGUCAAAGCGAAGGAGAAGACGAGAUGGCAAAGUUUACUGACGAUCUUUUAAAAGAGAAAAUAUUCCACUGCCAGAUUUGCGAUGAACUUUGCACGUCCGAUAUUUUCCUGGUCAAAGAUAAAGGAAACGUGUGUGCGAACUGUUUUGAAGAAAAGUGCGGGGAGGAAAUGAAAUCAAGGGCUGAACUAAACACGGCGCUCAUCUUAAUUCUAGCCAAGCUGAUGUUACCAACAUAUCUAGAGUGCGUGGGCUGCGAGGAGAGGUUGAAGUCGAAAAAGUAUUCUAAGCACAUUGCUACUUGCGAUUUUAAGAUUAAACCGUGCCCGAUGAAAAAUCUUGAAGGUUGUGAUUGGAGUGGGAUUGAAAAAUCAGAAGAAAAUAUGGAGUAUACAGUGGUGCACAAAAGUACUCAAGAACAAAACAAUAAAGAGUUGAAAACCGUAGGUACUCUUACCAAACUGAACGGUUAUUAUGAUGAACAAAAUCUGGAUAACAACCCCAACGCGACUGAGGUAGACAUCGACCUGUUGAAACAUCUUGCAGAUGAAAAUAAUAUGCUUUUGAACGAAUUUAAUUUAAAUCCUAAAGGAAUAGAUGAGAAUAUGCUGAAAUUAUUGGAAUGUCCCGUAUGCAUGGACGUAAUGAGACCUCCAAUAUACCUGUGCAAUAGUGGACAUGGCAUUUGCAUCGUAUGUCGUGGAAAAGUCAGUGAAUGUCCUACAUGCAAGGAUAAAUGGACCAAUGUUAGAAACUUCUUUAUGGAACAUUUUACAACCAAUUCGGCCAUCAUAAAGAACAAUCCGAAAAAAGCUGUCCGCUCAGUAGACGUUGGGGAAAUCGUCGAGUUUAGAGUUGUGAUGGAAGAGAAUGGGCCCUAUGCGUCCGACCGUAAGCGUGGCUACCUAUGGUACAACCCGCGAAGAAGAAUACCCAGAGACAGUCUAAGCGAAGGAGAAGACGACAUGGAAAAUGAAACAAUGAAUAAGUUUACUGACGAUCUUUUAAAAGAGAAAAUAUUCCACUGCCAGAUUUGCGAUGAACUUUGCACGUCCGAUAUUUUCCUGGUCAAAGAUAAAGGAAACGUGUGUGCGAACUGUUUUGAAGAAAAAUGCGGAGAGGAAACGAAAUCAAGGGCUGAACUAAACACGGCGCUCAUCUUAAUUCUAGCCAAGCUGAUGUUACCGUGCAAGUUUAAAUCCAAGGGCUGCGAGGAGAGGUUCAAGUCGAAAAAGUAUUCUAAGCACAUUGCUACUUGCGAUUUUAAGAUUAAACCGUGCCCGAUGAAAAAUCUUGAAGGUUGUGAUUGGAGUGGGAGUGACUUUGAAGUUAGCGAGCAUUUAUUGAAAAAUCAUCAAAAUCACGUUAUUAAAAGUGAAAACAAUAUUUUUAAAGUUGAAACGUCCUUGUCAAAACCUUUCAACGUAAAAUUGUUUUCUGAUGAUAACCAAAACUGCCUUUUAAAGACUUCAGUUGUUGAUAACAAAUUUUAUUACUCCUUAAAUACAGUUGAAAAAUCAGAAGAAAAUAUGGAGUAUACAGUGGUGCACAAAAGUACUCAAGAACCACACGAUAAAGAGUUGAAAACCGUAGGUACUCUUACCAAACUGAACGGUUAUUAUGAUGAACAAAAUCUGGAUAAAAACCCCAACGCGACUGUGUUAGACAUCGACCUGUUGAAACAUCUUGCAGAUGAAAAUAAUAUGCUUUUGAACGAAUUUAAUUUAAACCCUAAAGGAAUAGAUGAGAAUAUGCUGAAAUUAUUGGAAUGUCCCGUAUGCAUGGACGUAAUGAGACCUCCAAUAUACCUGUGCAAUCGUGGACAUGGCAUUUGCAUCGUAUGUCGUGGAGAAGUCAGUGAAUGUCCUACAUGCAAGGAUAAAUGGACCAAUGUUAGAAACUUCUUUAUGGAACAUUUUACAACCAAUGUAAAAUAUCCCUGCAGCGAAAUAGAAAAACCAAAGCAAACUGAUAUAGAUAUUAACAUCGAUUUGAAAAAGAAUAUUGUGAUUAAAGCUACAAAUGAAAGCAAUUGUGAUAAUAUAGAAUCUAAAAUUUCAACAAAUAAGACUGAUGAACAAAACUUGGGUUGUGAACACAAAAUUAAUGAAGAGAGGAAUAAAGAAAAUAUGGAUUUAAAUACACAAAAAAUUAAUAUUUUAAGCAAUAUACUUGUAAUACCUGAACAAAAGAUUAACCCAGUAGCCAAAAAAAGGACCUACACCUCAAGUGUUUUAACCAGCGCGAGUUGGAUUGAAAUGGAAGAAAAAAAAGAACUUAUUAAACUUGAUGCACUUAAGAAGAAAGAAGAAAAUAAGAAAAAAAGAGAUGAAAACAAGCAAAAGCGGAUAGAACAACAGCAAAACAAAAAGAAAAAACACCAUACAGAAUCCAAAGAAAUAAAAAAUAUUGAAGAACAAGACAAAAUCUACAAAGAAUCAGAAACAAACCAUAGCUCAACAUCACCAAUUAUAAGCAAUAUUUGCGAUGAACUUUGCACGUCCGAUAUUUUCCUGGUCAAAGGUAAAGGAAACGUGUGUGGAAAAUGUUUGGAAGAAAAGUGCGGGGAGGAAAUAAAAUCGAGGGCUGAAUUAAUCACGCCCCUAAUGUUAAUUAUGGCCAAGCUUAUGCUGCCUUGUAAAUUUCAAUCUAAAGGCUGCGAUGAAAGGGUAGACUGCAAAAAUUAUUCCAAGCAUAUUGGUAGUUGCGAUUUCAACAUUAAGCCGUGCCCGAUGAAAAAUCUUAAAGGUUGUGAUUGGACUGGAAGUGACUUUGAAGUUAGCGGGCAUUUAUUGAAAAAUCAUCAAGAUCACGUUAUUAAAAGUGGAAACAAUAUUUUUAAAGUUAAAACAUCCUUGUCGGAACCUUUUAACGUAAAAUUGUUUUCCGAUGAUUAUCAAAACUGCCUUUUAAAGACUUCAGUUGUUGAUAACAAAUUAUAUUACUCCUUAAAUCCACUUGGAAAAUCCGAAGAAAAUAUGGAAUAUACAGUGGUGCACAAAAAUACUCAAGAACAAAACAAUAAAGAGUUAAAAACCGUAGGUACUCUUACCAAACUGAACGGUUAUUAUGAUGAACAAAAUCUGGAUAAAAACCCCAACGCGACUGUGGUAGACAUCGACCUGUUGAAACAUCUUGUAGAUAAAAACAACAUGAUUUUGAACGAAUUUAAUUUAAAUCGUAAAGGAAUAGAUGAGGAUACACUGAAACUAUUGGAAUGUCCCGUAUGCAUGAACCUAAUGAGACCUCCAAUAUACCAGUGCAAUCGUGGACAUAGCAUUUGCAUCACAUGUCGUGGAGAAGUAAGUGCAUGUCCUACAUGCAAGGGAAAUUGGACCAAUUCGAGAAACUUCUUUAUGGAAAAUUGUACAACCAAUGUCAAAUAUCCCUGCAAGUUUAAAAAAUUUGGGUGCAAAGUUACUGGAGUUGAAGGUGAAAUCAAGAAACAUGAAGAAAUUUGUUCUGAUUCUUUAAUCAGUUGUAGAUUUUAUAACUUUGGAUGCAAAGAGAGGGGGGUUAAAAGUGAAAUAAUGAAACAUGAAGAAUCAUGUAUGGUUAACAAACACAAAUGCCCAGUUUGCCCAGCAUUUCCACGCAUAAACGAUAUUUCAAACCAUGUGGAAUACAAGCAUAGAAACUGCAUACUAAAGAACCAAUGGUAUAUGAUCCAAAAGUACUCAAAAUGUCAUGGGUAUAAGGUAUAUGAUUCAAGAUUAUUUAGAAUAUCGUAUCAUACUGAAGAUGCAUAUGUUUAUUUUGCUGCUGAAUUGAUUUGCCCCAAUGGAGACCCCAGUGAGUAUUUUUACGAAGUUGGUUUUUGUAACAAUAUAUCUGAGACUGUGGAUAGAUCAAUGACAUCAACUUGUUUAAAAGAGGAGCCACUAGUUCCAGGGUUUAAAAUAAAAGGGAAUGUGAAAAUCCAUGUUGAUGAUUUUGAAUAUUUUGUUGUUUUCAUCAAAGGGGGAUGUAAUUCAAAACAAAUUAAAUAA
Messenger RNA from Brassicogethes aeneus, 4658 nucleotides. The record is from the annotation of a GenBank genome assembly. Lineage: Eukaryota; Metazoa; Arthropoda; Insecta; Coleoptera; Nitidulidae.